This is a messenger RNA of Brienomyrus brachyistius, 2133 nucleotides long. RefSeq names its product cellular communication network factor 4a (gene ccn4a). NCBI's taxonomy places the organism in Eukaryota, Metazoa, Chordata, Actinopteri, Osteoglossiformes, Mormyridae. The coding region runs from base 238 to 1353 and encodes 371 amino acids. The record is from RefSeq and is a predicted model, not a curated record. The transcript is spliced from 5 exons. Gene Ontology annotation, cellular component: extracellular matrix; extracellular region. Gene Ontology annotation, biological process: cell adhesion; signal transduction. Gene Ontology annotation, molecular function: integrin binding; heparin binding.
UAACGUGCAGGGGGUUACGGGCGUAAGCAGGGCAGGGGAAAAGCACCGCAAGAAAAGUGCGGGGCUCGUCCUCGAUGCUGGAGUAAAGGCUGACCUUAAUGUGGCAUAAAACAGAAGAAGGCUCGUUACAGGGAAUGCCAGUGUAACGAAUGUCUUAAACCGGGGAGGGGGGGCAUUGCGUUAGCUUUUACAAGGGUUUAAUACUGGGUUCAGUGAAUUUAUUACCCGGGUCCAGAGAUGAGGUGGCUCCUACCGUGGAUUUUGAUAGCAGCAAGCGUACAUCAGGCUCCCUGCCAGGGCCCCAUUGCCACAACGACCGCACCACCUCUCCUGACCGUAACGGAGACAUACAACCGCACCCAGUACUGUAAGUGGCCCUGCCAGUGCCCCAAGACGCCCCCUCGGUGCCCCCCAGGCGUCAGCCUGCUCAUAGAUGGGUGCGACUGCUGCAGGACCUGUGCAAAGCAGGUCGGCGAGACGUGCAACGAGGCCAACACCUGCGACUAUCACAAGGGCCUGUACUGCGACUACAGCUCUGACAAGCCUAGCUGUAGUCAUUCAGCAAAGCCUGUUCUGACUGAGAGGAUGUGCCCCACCCCUGCAGACAUAGUGGGAACUGGCUGCAAGCACGACGGCGUGAUCUACCGCAACGGUCAGAGCUUCCAGCCCAGCUGCAAAUACCGCUGCCUGUGCGUGAACGGCGCCAUUGGCUGCGUGACGCUGUGCUCCGACUCGCAGCCGCCACUGGUUUGGUGCCAGGCCCCGCGACGCGUCAAGCUCCCGGGUCGCUGCUGUGAACAGUGGAUCUGCGACGAGGCCCGACGGACGCGUAAGGCCUCCCCCAGGCACGCUCUGGAUGUGUUCCCAGACGACAGUGAGGUCUGGCAGAAGAACUGCGUGUCCCAGACCACAUCCUGGAGUCCCUGUUCCAAGACGUGCGGCCGAGGGCUGUCCACACGGAUCUCCAACGCCAACGACCAGUGCGAGAUGGUGCAGGAGGCGAGACUGUGCACCAUCCGGCCGUGCGAGGUCGACAUCACCAAGCACAUCAAGCUGGGAAAAAAAUGUCUCAACAUAUACAUGGAGGAACAGCCACAGAACUUCACCCUCUCGGGUUGCACCAGCACGAAGGCGUACCGGCCCAAAUACUGCGGGGUCUGCAAGGACGAGCGCUGCUGCAUCCCCUACAAGUCCAGGACGGUGGAGGUGGAGUUCCGGUGCCCCAACGGGGCCGUCUUCUCCUGGCAGCACAUGUGGAUUAAUGCCUGUUUCUGCAACCUCAGCUGUAAGAACCCCAACGAUAUCUUCGAUGAGCUGGAGCGCUACUAUGAUUACCUUGAGGUGGUGAACUGAUGGGCUGGUCUUUUCCCAGGACCGGGCUGCACAAUAUUACCUUAUCGCCUUUUGGAACUUUCUAGAACUUUCUUUCUGAAGGGUCCUAAAAGCGGUAGUAGCAAAGCUUCCUGACACUUUAUUUUUUAAAGUUAAUUGAAAUCAGUUAACGAGCCACAAAUUUUUGAAAGGAAAGGGAAUUUCCUUACCAUUUUUAGAGGCAUAAAAUUUGUAAAGGGUCUCAGCGGCCAUCUUUUUUCCUAUUGGAAAAUAUUAUUCUUAAUAUGCAGGUAUAAAGGGAUUUAAUUGAACAACAUUGUCCGUAGCUGGAUAUGAUGUUUGCCCUUAUCGCGACCCAUGUUUGUAUGCGUGCCUCUCUCAUUUCGCUGUGGGAUGCAUGGUUAGGCGGUAACCUUGGAUGCCUUGAGGGCUCAGCCGCCCCAGGUACGCUUGCACUCUUGGGCGUGGUGAGAACUCCGUGAAAUCGGAGCGUACCGAACUCGUGACAAAUCGAUGAUGAUAUUGCACAGCAUCUCUCAGUUCCCCUGUGGGAGCUUGUAUGCCCAUUCAAUUCUCUUGAUAUUUAUUUAUCUAUUAUGACCAUUAUUAGAUGAUUAAUACACAAAUAACCUUCCUAGAUGCUUGUAUCAGUCAAGUAUUAAGGUUUUAUUAAUUUCUUAUAUUCGGAGUUGAAUAGAAUUGCUUGUCUCGAAAAACUGUCAUUAAAAAUCGUGUUUUUGCAAAUUCCUAUCGGGGACUUGAGUGGUUUAACUAUAUAAAUAAAACGUGAAAAGCAGCAAA